AUGGCUGACCUUAGUAUAUUAACAUCUACUACUGAGAGGACUAGCUUGGCAGACUCUUCCAUUUUUGAUUCUAAGGUUACUGAAAGUUCCAAGGAAAACUUAUUUAUUGAAUCUACUUCCUGUAUUGAAGAAGAAAUGCCUCAGAUUGAAACAAGAGUGGUAAUGGUUCAAGAAGCUGGAAAACAAGAAGAAGUUAUACAAGCAUUAAAGACUAUUAAAAUAAUGGAAGUCCCAGUUUUAAAGAUAAAAGAAAGUUGUCCUGGAAAGUCGGAUGAAAAAUUAAUAAAAAGUGUUAUUAAUAUGGAAAUUAAAGUACCGUAUAUAAAGAUGGACUCAUUGGAAGAAUUUGAAAGUUUGGAUUCCCCAGAAUUCGAGAAUGUAUUCGUACUCAUGGACUUCCAGAAUUCUGUCUUUAAUGAUUUAUACAAGGCUGAUUGUAGAAUUAUUGGACCACCAGUUGUAUUAAACUCUGCACAAAAAGGAGAGCCUUUGCCAUUUUCCUGUCGCCCACUGUAUUGCACAAGUAUGAUGAAUCUAGUGUUAUGUUUUACUGGAUUCAGGAAGAAAGAGGAACUAGUCAGAUUGGUGACAUUGGUUCAUCAUAUGGGUGGAGUUAUUCGAAAAGACUUUAAUUCAAAAGUCACACAUUUGGUGGCAAAUUGUACAGAAGGAGAAAAAUUCAGGGUUGCUGUUAGUUUGGGUACUCCAAUUAUGAAGCCAGAUUGGAUUUACAAAGCAUGGGAAAGGCGGAAUGAGCAAGAUUUCUGUGCAGCAGUUGAUGACUUUAGAAAUGAAUUUAAAGUUCCUCCAUUUCAAGAUUGCAUUUUGAGUUUCCUGGGAUUCUCAGAUGAAGAGAAAACCAAUAUGGAAGAAAUGACAGAAAUGCAAGGAGGUAGCUAUUUAGCGGUUGGAGAUGAAAGAUGCACUCACCUAAUAGUUGAAGAGAAUACAGUAAAAGAACUUCCAUUUGAACCUUCAAAGAAACUUUACGUUGUCAAGCAAGAGUGGUUCUGGGGAAGCAUUCAAAUGGAUGCUCGUGCUGGAGAAACUAUGUAUUUGUAUGAAAAGGCCAAUACUCCUGAACUCAAGAAAUCAGUGUCACUGCUUUCUCUAAGUACCCCAAACAGUAAUCGCAAAAGACGUCGUUUAAAAGAGACACUUGCUCAGCUUUCAAGAGAGACAGACAUGUCACCUUUUCCUCCCCGAAAGCGUCCGUCAGCUGAACAUUCCCUUUCUAUAGGGUCACUCCUAGAUAUCUCCAACACACCAGAGUCUAGCAUUAAUUAUGGAGAAACACCGAAGUCUUGUAAUACAUCUUCUAAAAAUUCCACUCCCAUUCCUUCAAAGCAGUCAGCCAGGUGGCAAGUUGCGAAAGAGCUCUAUCAGACUGAAAGUAAUUAUGUAAAUAUUUUGGCAACAAUUAUUCAAUUAUUUCAGGUACCCUUGGAAGAGGAAGGACAGCGUGGUGGGCCUAUCCUUGCACCAGAAGAGAUUAAGACUAUUUUUGGUAGCAUCCCAGAUAUCUUUGAUGUACACACUAAGAUAAAGGAUGAUCUUGAAGACCUUAUAAUUAAUUGGGAUGAGAGCAAAAGCAUUGGUGAUAUCUUUCUUAAAUAUUCAAAAGAUUUGGUAAAAACCUACCCUCCCUUUGUAAACUUCUUUGAAAUGAGCAAGGAUACUAUUAUUAAAUGUGAAAAACAGAAACCCAGAUUUCAUGCAUUUCUCAAGAUAAAUCAAGCUAAACCAGAAUGUGGACGGCAAAGCCUUGUUGAACUUCUCAUUCGACCAGUACAGAGGUUACCCAGUGUUGCAUUACUUUUAAAUGAUCUUAAGAAGCAUACAGCUGAUGAAAAUCCUGACAAAAGCACUUUAGAAAAAGCUAUUGGAUCACUUAAAGAAGUAAUGACGCAUAUCAAUGAGGAUAAGAGAAAAACAGAAGCACAAAAGCAAAUUUUUGAUGUUGUUUAUGAAGUAGAUGGAUGCCCAGCUAAUCUUUUAUCUUCUCACCGAAGCUUAGUGCAACGAGUUGAAACAAUUUCUCUAGGUGAGCACCCCUGUGACAGAGGAGAACAAGUGACUCUUUUCCUCUUCAAUGACUGCCUUGAGAUAGCAAGAAAACGGCACAAAGUUAUUGGCACUUUUAGGAGUCCUCACGGCCAUGCCCGACCUCCAGCUUCCCUUAAGCAUAUUCACCUAAUGCCUCUUUCUCAGAUUAAGAAGGUGCUGGACAUAAGAGAGACAGAAGAUUGCCAUAAUGCUUUUGCCUUGCUUGUGAGGCCACCGACAGAGCAGGCAAAUGUGCUGCUAAGUUUCCAGAUGACAUCAGAUGAACUUCCAAAAGAAAACUGGUUAAAGAUGCUGUGUCGACAUGUAGCCAACACCAUUUGUAAAGCAGAUGCUGAGAAUCUUAUUUACACUGCUGAUCCUGAGUCCUUUGAAAUGAAUACAAAAGAUAUGGAUAGUACAUUGAGUAGAGCAUCUAGAGCAAUAAAAAAGACUUCAAAAAAGGUUACAAGAGCAUUUUCUUUUUCAAAAACUCCAAAGAGAGCUCUACGAAUGGCUCUUAUGCCAUCCCAUAGCUCAGUGGAGGGAAGAAGUCCUCCCAGCAGUGAUAAACAUGGAGUGAGUCGUCUGCCUAGCACAUCAUCAUUAGCAGGUAUCCCAUCUCCCUCUCUUGUCAGCCUUCCUUCCUUCUUUGAAAGAAGAAGUCAUACUCUAAGUAGAUCUACAACUCAUUUGAUAUGAAACUUAAAAAAAAAAACUUAAGAAAUAUGUAAAUUCAUAUUCAAAUAAGAGACUGACUUAUGGUACUUGUAUUUAGCCCUUGGUAAAAGCUGAAAAGAAGAAAACUAACACUAAACUAUGCCAUUUGAUUUUCUUCUCGAAAGACUAAAGUUUACCUCUUCUGUUUAAAGUUAAUUCAUGUAAAAAAUUAUAUUGAUUUUGAUGUAAUUUAUCUCUUUGCUUAUAUUUCUUAUCCGAAGACCAAUAAGUUAAGUUAUUCAUGUUAUCACUAGCUUUGUAACCCUGAAACAGUAAUUAAAUUUUAUUGUAGGUGUUACUUGUGAAUGUGUUUGUAUAGUAUCUGUGAAUGAGUUUAUGGAAGUACAUAUUUAUGUAUCUCAAUUUGUGUGGAGAUUAAAUGAUAGUACAAUACUUAAUGAAUAAAAAUCUGCAUAUAUUCCUGAUUAAAUAGUGCAGCUUUGUUUCACAUGCACCAUUUAAUGUAUUUAACUGCUGUUUUUUACAGUAUAUUUUCUUAAACAUUUUCAAGAUCUAGCAUGAUUUGCAUUUAUUAAUAAGUAUAACAUUUAAAGAAGAGUGUUUCAAAAUGUGCUUGCAAAUUGAGAUAAGGACAGAAAGAUUUAAAAACUUUGUAUAUUUUGCAAAAGCAAUAUAUUGGAUAUACUUGUAGCUGUUUCAGAGACAAUAUAUUUUUGGUAAUUUUUAGCCAUUAGCAAAUAUUGAUUUAGUUUGAUACUGUAUUGACUUUAAUUUCAAAGGAGAAAACCAUUGUAAAGAUUGUUUAUGCUCUUGAUGCAAUAAUUCUAAAGUUGCCAUCAGUUUUAUUAAUCUCUUGUGGAAUACAUAGAUAUAUGUAUGGUCAACUUAUUGUGAUCUUAUAAUUAAAUGUAAAAUUGGAAAUUUACUUUUGUAAAAUAUUUUUCAAAGUCAUGUUAUCAUUCACAGUAGUAUUUUUUAAAUCAUCCCUACCUGUUUAAGGAUUACUGAAAAGAUUUCAUAGUUACUUAACAGUUUUUAAUUAUCUACUUUAAUAGUUUAAUUGACCAUAUAGAUUUUUUUCUAUGCCAUGUAUGUGUCACUUCAGAGAUUAAUAAAUGACCUUUUUUGGGCUGUAUUUUAAAAGUAGUUAUAUAAGUAGAACUUUGUAAAUAAAUAACUUAAAACCUAA
Messenger RNA from Marmota flaviventris (yellow-bellied marmot), 3913 nucleotides. RefSeq names its product epithelial cell transforming 2 (gene Ect2). Gene Ontology annotation, cellular component: nucleus; cell cortex. Gene Ontology annotation, biological process: activation of GTPase activity; regulation of cytokinesis, actomyosin contractile ring assembly; intracellular signal transduction. NCBI's taxonomy places the organism in Eukaryota, Metazoa, Chordata, Mammalia, Rodentia, Sciuridae. The record is from RefSeq and is a predicted model, not a curated record. Gene Ontology annotation, molecular function: guanyl-nucleotide exchange factor activity; GTPase activator activity.